Salpingoeca rosetta is the source of this 2075-nucleotide messenger RNA. RefSeq lists its product as uncharacterized. The record is from RefSeq and is a predicted model, not a curated record. NCBI's taxonomy places the organism in Eukaryota, Choanoflagellata, Craspedida, Salpingoecidae. The transcript has 2 exons. The coding region runs from base 628 to 1929 and encodes 433 amino acids.
CACAACACAACAAAACACAACAACAGCCGCACCACGCCUUCCCCCACAUGCGACUGAGCAAGCACAAUCAACGACAACCAAGCAAGCAAGCAAGCCAACGAAAGCGGAAAGUGAUCGCAUCACAUCACGACCACCACCGGCGGCAGCGGCAAGCACACUUCGCGUGAUUGUGUUUAGGCCAAGCAAGGAGGGCAAAGGCCAAAGGAUUUCGAAUCAAUUGAUUGAUUUGAUUUGAUUCCGCGUGGUGUUGCUGGUUUUUGAUUGGCGGCACCUUUGCACGCGAGAGAGUGCUUUGUUUCCCGCCGUUCCUUCUUCGUUUUCGUUGCAGAGCGUUGCUUGAGUUCUUGGUCCCCCCCCCCGUCACUCACUCACUCGCUCACUCGCUUGCUUGCUCUUUGUGGCUCUUGCUUUUGUCGCGCGCUGUGCCACCUGGCGUCAUAUCGCUGCAGCAACACACACACACACACACACACACGCCCCCCUCUUUUCCACCGUUGUCCUCUUCGCAUCAUCUGCCUGAAGUCGAGAGUGAACUUCCUUUUUGUAUUUCCUUUCUGGACGGCAGCGCAGCGUGACGAGAACGCAAGAGCAGCAGCCCUCCCUUUCCCUUAUCCACUUCCCCGCACCAUGGCCUCCUUUCUGCGACGACAAUCGUCGUCCUCCUCCACUGCUUCGCAAGUGGGGAAAGAUCCAGACAUCGACAAAGUCUUGGACAAGUCCCCCCGCACAUCAAAAGAUCUCAUCUCUGGCUUCUCCCGCGUCGCAAGAAGCGUCGACUUUGAGGUCGCCGAUGGCCAGCUGGUGUAUCCGCUCAACUCCGAGGCGGAAAAGGUCAAGUUCCGCGAGUUCCAGGAGCUUGGCAAAGGCGACGCGCUGUUUGAGAAGGCGGGGCCCUUCUGGCAGCUUGCCUGCCUUCGCGCCCGCAAGUUUGACAUGCAGCGCUCCCUCCAGCUUGUGCGCAACUACAUGGUCUGGCGGGAAGAGUACGGCAUCGAGGAGUACACCAUGCACUCGGACCCCGAGCUCAAGGCCGCCAUUGAGUGCGGCGGCGUGCGGGCGUGCGGCAACAAGGACAAGCAGGGCCGGUAUGUCCUCACCAUCCGCCUGUGCCUGACAGACCCCAAGCGGUGGCCGCCACGCUACGCCGUGCGCACCGUGCACUCCGCCAUUGAGAUGGUGCUGCGGAACCACCCCGAGAGCCAGGCCCGCGGCAUUGUGUUUGUCAACGACAUGACUGGCGCGAAGAUGUCCAACGCAGACAGCCGCGUGCCACGGGAGCUCUUCUCCGCCUUUGCCAACAAGCUCCCGCUGCGCUUUGGCUGCGUGUACGCGGUAAACCCGCCGCUGUUCAUGCGGUUUGUGUGGCCGAUUGUGCGCCACUUCAUGUCGCGCAAGAUGCAGUCGCGCAUGAAGCUGCUGCCGGGCGGAUACCCGCAGCUGCGCCAGCACUUCACCGAGGACCAGAUCCUGCAGGAGAACGGCGGCACGUUCCCCUACGACCACGACGAGUACGUGGCGAGCAUCGCCAGCAUGCAGGCGCGGUAUGGUCAGCCGGAGGAAAACACUCUGCCAGAGUACCUCAGCAGCGCCGCGCAGCCCCGGGAUGGGGAGGAGGUGACGCUGACGGGCGCACGCGACGCAGACGCCACUUCCAUCACUAGUGCAACGCCAACUAGCACUGCCCUGCCCUCGCCAGUGCUGCAGCAGCAACACCACUUCCCGUCCUCCUCGUCUUCCUCAUCCACAACCACAACCACAACCACAUCCACGUCCACGACAGCGAGCGCCACACGCGCCGCUGUGUCCGCACGUGCAUCGCGCACACGAUCACAGCGCUUGGCUGAUGGCGAUGGCGCUGCAGAGACGGAGGAGGAGCGGCGGAAACGCCACGCGCGGCAGAACAGCAUCGGCACACUCGUCUUUGUCUGAUUUAUUGUUGUCGUCGUCGUCGUUGUCGUGAGUUGUGAGUUGUGAUUGUGGUUGAGUGUCGUGAGUCGUGAGUUGUGAUUGUGUGAGGAUAAGCAUUCUCGUGUGUCUUUUUUUUUUUUUUUUUUUGGAGUUUUUCGUGUACGUGU